UCCAAAUGUUUCCACUAGGUGCUAGGGUGGUAUUAUGGAUUCCCGACAAAUUUUGAAGAUUGGUGAAAUCUGUCAGAUGUUUGAAAAAUUACUAAUAGACCCUACGGAGUGAACUGAAAGUGCAAGUAAGAUGGUGUGAAUCGCGUAUAUACGGACGGCAACACCAGGAGAAGAAUGCCUACAUUUUUAACGCCGAAUCGCCAUGGGUAUUCGGUUCGUUUUUCUCCAUUCCAUCCUGAAAGAAUAGUAUGUGCAACAUCACAGUACUAUGGAUUGGCUGGUGGAGGAACACUGUUUCUCCUGGAGCUGACACCUGAUGGUGGCCUUGUGGAAGUGUCAAGUGUCACAUGGCCAGAUGGACUAUUUGAUGUUGUGUGGAGUGAAACUGAUGCCAACAUUGCUGUCAGUGCAAGUGGGGAUGGAGUCCUGCAGCUGUGGAAUGUCGCUUGCCCACAGCUACCUCCGCAGACUUUCAGGGAGCACAAGAAAGAGGUAUACUCUGUGGACUGGAGUCAAACACGGCAAGAGCAGUUCAUCCUUUCUGCUUCGUGGGACUGCAGUGUGAAACUGUGGGAUCCAAACCGUUCGAACUCUCUGGCAACAUUCUUGGGACACUCCCAACUAGUUUACAAUGCUAUGUGGUCUCCACAUGUUCCUUCAUGCUUCGCCUCUGUCUCAGGUGAUGGAACGCUGCGAAUAUGGAACUCGCAUAUGCCACAACGUGCUACAAUGACAUUACGAGCACAUGAUGCUGAGGUGCUUAGUUGUGAUUGGUGCAAGUACGACCAAAAUAUUCUAGCCACAGGUGGUUCAGAUGGCCUCAUCCGGGGGUGGGAUCUCCGUAGUUUCUCAAUGCCAAUCUUUGAACAGAAGGGAUGCGAAUUUGCAGUUAGAAGGGUGAAGUUCUCUCCACAUCAUCUCUCAGUAUUAGCAUCUGUUGCGUAUGAUUUCACUACAAGGAUUUGGGACUUCAAAGUGUCAUCAGAAGCAGUGGAGACAGUAAAGCAUCACUCAGAGUUCGUGUAUGGUUUGGACUUCAAUAGCCAUGUGGUAGGACAGAUUGCUGACUGUGGAUGGGACUCACUCGUUCAUGUUUUCAACCCUCGUUCUCUCAGUACCGUGCCAUCCAUUCCUAUAAAGUGAAUCAUUCCAGUUUUCUUCGUGGUUUUCCUCCUCCUAGAAUUUGUUUGUCAGUGCAUCAUCUGGUACAUAGAUCCCUGCCUCAUAUUUAAGUGGAAAUAAUGUAAUCAUUAAUGAAAUUAUGAAGUAGGGAUGAUGGAAUUUGAUGCCAAAGAAGGUGACCACUCACCUACAAUAAUGAAGUUCUGAGCCAUGAAUGUGAUCCACACAUUAGAGUAUGGGUAGAUCUAUUUUGUUUGAGUCUGCAGAAUUACACAUGAGCUGUAAUAGUAGCUGGUAAUGACCAACAACUAUGUGCUGAUACACCACUGUCUUAAAAACAUUCAAGCUACUUUACUUAUUAUGGUAUUGUUUUGCUUACUAAUGAAAUAGUGAUACAGCUUUUGAGCAUAUGUUUUGGAAACUUAACACUCAUAAGCUAGAUUCACUGCAGUGGCUUUGAAUAAAGCACUCAGAAACUUUAAGACAAGUUAUGUAAGCUUUUCAUCCCAAGAUUUUUAGUGAAUGACUUGACAUGUGUAUUCCUCCAGAUAAAAGUUAUAGUACCUGUAGCCUUUUUAAAUAAAUUCACCAGCAGAAAUAGUUUGUGGAGACAAGGAGAUUUCUAUGAGCUGCCUUAAUUAUAAUGCAAAAACUAAAUUGUUUUCUUUGCAACUGUGUACAUCACUGUUCAUUUUCAUCUUAAAAUUUGAACAUUUAUUGUAUUCUGAGCACAGUGCACACAAGAUUUUAGACUGUUUCAAACUGUGUAAUAAUAAAAUAACCAUCAGUCUAAUGUUUAAUAUUUUUCCUUACUCAUUUUGUUUAAGUUUACAAACCUUCAAAGUCAGAUACAUAUUUGUAUUUACUCAUUGCUGGUCAUUCUCUCUAAAUACCAGUGAUAUGUCACACAAGUUAAAUUUUUUGGGAUUCAUAUCUCUAUUUUAGUCGUUGUAAUUGUGUUAACCAUGACUUAAUUGUUUAAAACAAUAAAAUAAUACUAGUGAUCACUUUAUUCUUAUUCAGUUCUUUUUAUUACUCUUUGUACAUGUGGUCAUAUCUAUUCAUGACUAUAGAUUUUUUACUUCAUACUGAAGAAGGGAGUGGGGUUUUUUUUUUUUUUAAUAAAAAGAAAAGAAAGUAAAAAGUCAACUACUGUAUUGAUUACUACUAAUAGAUUCAGGUUUCCAUGUUUAUCAAAUCUCUUAAUUAAUAAGUACAUUGUACAGUUUUGUGUCGUGUAUUUAUUCAAAGUGAACAGCAUGGUGGCAUCAAUUUUUGUACUUAUUCAGUGAGACACUUUUCUCCUUUAAGUGUUAUAAUAUGCAAAUGGGAAGAUGUCAGUGUCAUGUGAUUGAAGAUGUAUGUAUAUCAACAUAACUUCUGAAGUUUUCCAAUAUUUAAUUGCACAAGAAACAGAUUAAAUUUUACUUUUACCUACAAUAUUUCUGUAACUUAAUUUAUAAAUCUAUCUGCCACUUACCAGUGCAAUAUAAAUGUUAGCCCCACCUUAAAGACACAUGAGUAAUAGUGUGAUGUAGCAUUUCACUAAAUUAAUGCUGGAGUUGCUUUGCAUCUCUGGAUCUUGAGUAUGUUUAAUAGACCACUUCUUAUUUAAUAGAUGUUAUCUCAUAUUUGGUUUUAGGAUUUUUAUGGCACUUGACAGGACUUUCACCACUGUUGAAGCUGAGUGUAAGCAAAAACUUAUCUUGGUUAUCUGUGUUAAUGAAGCUGUACAGCCUUUCCAUAACUGGAGAGGCUGGUUCAAUCAACAUGUAACACAAAGACAAGGGCAUCUCCUUUAUAACAGUAUCUAGUAGAGCAUUAUGAAACAAGGCUGUCUUCAUAUUUUACAGCUGGAUAAUUUUAGUUAAGUAUUUGGCCAUACUAUUUUUAAAAUAAUUAUUACAAAAAUGUGGACAACUUCAGUAUGAUUAAUAACAGAAAAGCCUUGCAUGCAAAAGAAUCAGAAUCUUAGGUUUGCGAUGAAAGCAUUGAGCCUUAAGAUUGUGAGACAAUUGCUUUUUUUUGGGGGGGGGGGGGAGAAGAGACAGGAAAAUAAUUAUUUUCCAUUGCUUUUGAUUGCACAUGCUUGCAUUUUGAAACUAUGGUUUUAAAUAGUUUCAAUAGUAUGUCACUUUACAGUUGUUGGCCUUCUUCUGCUAUGGAAGCAACAGCUUGAGGUUGUUUUUUGUAGUUCUUUUUUUCUUUAAGGAGUGCAAUACAUUCUGUAAUAUGAUCUCUACCAUCCGUCACCCGAACAUAAGCUGUGAACUAAAUAAGCUCUCCUGUCCUCCACAAUCUCAAAGUAAUCUGCACACAUUCCUUAUCACAUAAUGCUGGUUAGAGUUAAGAAACAGACAUAAUUAACCAACUUGCUUAACAGUUGCAAACAAGCAAGUCUAAAUCUAUCUACAAUUUACAUAAACAAUGACAUUUUUUAAAUAUGGUACAUUCCACUAUAACAGCAAGAUUUCAACAAAUGUAUGUUUACUUCCUAAUGGGCAAUAUGGUACCUUGCUAUCCACAUUACAAGAUGCAUAUUUCCCACAUUUGGGUUAUAAAUGUGACACUGAUAUUUGUGUCAUACACAUCCACAUCAUAUGUACCUAUGAGGUUAGACGUUUUCUUCAUAAUAUUUCAAUAUUAUGGUUACAGAUAAUCCACUACUUAUUUAUGUUGAAAAACAUUCAUUAUCAUUUUUCUGAGCUGGAUAUACACGGUAACAUUAUUUCAGUUUAAUAUUUAAAUACAUCCACUAGAUUUGACUCAUCAAGAAUAAUUACUAUUAGGUUUGAGACCAAGCUGCUAUUCAUCUGUUUUUAAUGAAUUCAUAUACUGAACUGCCAGUUUUGUCUCAGAAUUGCUGUGUAUAGUGUGGAUAAUCCCUUUGAAGGUGACAAAGGAAAGCUUCAUAAAUGGUAAUCUGAGCAGAAUACUCAGCAGCAUGUAGCAACAAAACAAUGGAAGGGUUCCACACAUUGUCAGUAAUUACAAUCUUCAGUUUCUUACUAAUUUAAAUUUGUUUACCUUUUGAUAUCAUUCUUGGAAUAUUUUUAGCAGCACAAGGCAGGAUGUCAUAUGAAACUUGCAAAACAACUGCGUCAUGUACAUACACUAUUUUAUUUAUUCUUGUGUUACAGAAUUAUUAUUAAUAAUAUCUAUGUUUAGAAUAUAUUGCGUGUUCCCUAGUUUUUCAGUUUUAACAUCUGGAGUACUUACAGCACAGAUCUGUUAAAAAAUGUAGCUUUUAUGGAUUACAAAGAUAACUAGAUAAUUACACAGUUGAAAUGCAUUAUUAUCAUUUGAAGUGCAUACAAAAUUAAUAACAUCAAGCUGACUUAUUGUCUCCUGAACUAAGUAUUUUUAAAACUGAAGUUGCUUCAUUACUGUAGUGUCUUAGGUUCUUUGAACAUGUUCAUGGUUUAUAACUAAUGGUUCAUAAACCAUAUAAGUUCAUAUAUAAACUGAACUGACUUCAUAAGAUUUUCAUUGUAGCAAAUUAAGAGAGUCAGAAUGACAAGGACAGAGACUACAAAAAAUUUGUGGAAUAAGUGAAAAGAAUUUUGAAGUCUAUUUCCAUUACAGAAAUCCACAAAACUUAAGACUUGGUAACAGAAGUUUUAUUUAUUGUUAAAUGAUAUUGUUAAUUUUUAAUGUUGAUUUAAAGGUCCACGCACACUAAUUCCAUAAGACUGUUAUUGUGUUUUUAUUGUUUUUGUAACUACAGAAGUUUAUGGGGUUAUGCAACUAAUGAAUCCGAAUUAUUUGUGUAGAAAAUUUGUA
This is a messenger RNA of Schistocerca piceifrons (Central American locust), 4905 nucleotides long. RefSeq names its product peroxisomal targeting signal 2 receptor (gene Pex7). Bases 175 to 1143 code for a protein of 322 amino acids. Lineage: Eukaryota; Metazoa; Arthropoda; Insecta; Orthoptera; Acrididae. Gene Ontology annotation, cellular component: cytosol; peroxisomal matrix. The record is from RefSeq and is a predicted model, not a curated record. The transcript is spliced from 8 exons. Gene Ontology annotation, biological process: protein import into peroxisome matrix. Gene Ontology annotation, molecular function: protein binding.